AUGCUGCUUCUAGCUUCAGCUUUUUUUCUAACACUACUUCAGUGCUCUAAUGCCCAAAACAAAACAAGCAUUACUCCUGCAGACUGUAAUGCCAUUGAAAGAUAUGCAGGAGCGGCCCUGGAUUUGGUCAACAGACAUCGCAGAGAUGGCUACGUUUUUGGUUUAUUCCGGGUUGCUGAUGCACACGAACUACAUAUAGGAAAUUCAUCAGUCCUCUACUUAACUUUGGACGUGGUGGAAACUGAAUGCCCCGUAUUAUCCAGGAGACACUGGAGGUCUUGUGAAUACAGUGACAUCUAUUCCAUGGACUUUGGGCAAUGUAAGAUUAUCACAAGCCACCUGCUGAAGAAACCUCAACUGUAUGGAUUUAAUUGUACAUUAAGUCCAGUUCCACCUGAUUUAUUAGAGUGCAAAGAUUGUCCUGUAAAAGUUGAAGUCUUAGAAGUCACCGAGCAACAUAAAAGUAUUGCUGCAAAGGCCCUGGAGAAAUUCAACAGUGAGGGUAACCACACGAACUACUUCAAUGUGGACAAAGUUGAAAAGAUUUUAAAGAUGACUGCCUCCCGUGAAGGUCACAUUUUAGGAUUCUCUAUAAAAGAGACCAACUGUUCCAAACCUGCACAGCAAGAAGAACAAGCACUGGAAUGUGAUUUUCUGGAUGACUGGCACGCUCACGUGGGAUUCUGCAAGGCAAGAAUUAUCAGUGAUUCAGAUGAACCUGAUGGAACAGAUAUAAGCUGUGAAAUCUACCAUCCCUGGCUGUAUGACUACGGGCAAAGAUGCAAAUAUUCAGCUCUGGGACAGCCACACAGACAUCCCCAUCAUCAUUUUGGUCACAGACAUCAUCACAGGCAUGGAUGUCCACCCUCUUCUCAAUCCAGACCUGAAGACCCUGACCAUAACCAUAGUUUCAAUGAAGAACGUCAAGAUGGACAUGAAGAAACUCCCCCUCCUCAUGGACCACAUCACCACCAUCCUCCUCCUCCCCAUCAUGGACCACAUCCUCCUCCCCAAGAGGAACCACAACAUUCUCCUUCUUCUCCUCCACCUCCCCAUGAUGAAACACAUAAUCCUCCUCUUGGUCCCCAGCAUGGACCACACGGUCCUCCUCCUCCUCCUCACGGACCACAUCACCACCAUCCUCCUCCCCAUCAUGGACCACACUGUCCUCCUCCCCCUCCUCACGGACCACAUCACCACCAUCCUCCUCCCCAUCACGGACCACAUUGUCCUCCUCCCCCUCCUCACGGACCACAUCACCACCAUCCUCCUCCCCAUCACGGACCCCACUGUCCUCCUCCCCCUCCUCAUGGACCACAUCACCACCAUCCUCCUCCCCAUCAUGGACCACAUUGUCCUCCCCCCCCUCCUCAUGGACCACAUCACCACCAUCCUCCACCCCAUCAUGGACCACAUUGUCCUCCUCCCCCACAUCACCCUCCUCCUCCAGGACAUCCUCCUUUUCUCUAUCAUCACUAUUACAGACAUCACUGCAACAAGACAAGCAUUUUGGGAAAGUACUUUCCAUUCCAAGUAACAGGAGCUGUCUAUCGCAUUCCAGUUCUAAAUCAGCAGGAUACACUCACAGCUCCCUCUGCAAACUUUCCUGAGCUAUCCCAAAACAGCCCUCACUCCUUUGGCACUGGUGAAGGUAUUCCCUUCACUGGCUCAAGCCUAAAGGAGACGCCAGCAGCUCCGGGUUUUCCAGAUCACCCUACACAAUCAAAGUCAUGCCCAGGAAACCCCAUACUUGUUCUUCCAAAAAUUUUGCCUUUAUUUCCACAUAGCUCCAUGGCAGAAAAUUCUCCUACAUGA
Molecule: messenger RNA, 1815 nt
Organism: Opisthocomus hoazin
Lineage: Eukaryota; Metazoa; Chordata; Aves; Opisthocomiformes; Opisthocomidae
Source: RefSeq, a predicted model, not a curated record